AUGGCCUCGCCGUCGACCGCUGCGUCUUCAGACGCUCCAGUUGCUGAUGUUGACAGCAAACCCGCGGAAAGAUUCCUCAUCGGCGUGCUUCUUGGUCUAUUUGCCAUCUUAUGCAUCUGCGGCAUUUUUCUUGUUAGACCCGUCGUCUUGAGGGUCAUUCGAAACCUCAGAAACCAGCAAGACGCGGUAGAACAAAUCAUACAACAGCGGAGACGCCGUGCCCGAAAGCCAAAGCUACUCGAAGUUUAUGUGGAUCCAAGGGCGCAGACGGAUGCAGCAUACUGGCAUAGCCAACAACCAUUUGGACUCUCUGUCGACUAUACAGAGCCGGAUCCCCCUCAGUAUGCCAAAGACGAGGCGAGGACAGGCUCAAGGACAGAUUCCACUUUACCAGAAUCAAAUGGAGUAUGCAAAGGAGAUGACUUGAACACUCCGCGGUCCGAAGAUUCCUCCUCUCCCAGCGACGAGCAGCCGUCUCCCCCUUGUCCACGUCCGGAGCCGUCCUCACCACCACCACUGGAACAGCUCGAUACCAUUGCACAAAUUUGCGUGUUCGUAGCCAUGCCAUCACCCUCGCGCUCCGUCCGGUACCAGUUUCCCCCGACUUCGCCUAGCCCACACCCGACCGCGCAUUCAUCCCAAAAUUCCCCCCGAAGCACUCCAUCUCACCUCGAGCUUGAUAAAAUACGUGACAGAGGUGACACUCCCUGUUCGGCAUCGACUCUAGAGGAUGAUAGACUCAUUGUACCACCACCCCUUCCGUGUUUGGCACUGGGCAUCGGAUCAUCGCCGUUGACACUGUAUCAGUAG
Serendipita indica DSM 11827 is the source of this 810-nucleotide messenger RNA. The record is from the annotation of a GenBank genome assembly. Lineage: Eukaryota; Fungi; Basidiomycota; Agaricomycetes; Sebacinales; Serendipitaceae.